AAAGAAAGGGAUGAACCCCCGUCCCCCUCCCCUGAAGGAGCCCCAAACAGAGCUGCGCCCAGAGGGAGGCAUGCAGAGGCGCUUUCAGAGGAAGUUCUUGCUGCUGCCGCGGGACAGAAGCAGCUGGGAUGGCUGACCAUCCUGAUAGGCCUUGGAGGCAGGCGGCAACGCUCUCCAUGUAUCACUCGCCAGCCGUGCAGUCCUCACUCGCUUGCCCAGGUAAGCUGGGGCAGAGCCUGCUGCAGCCCAGCUCUGGUUGUGGGAGGGCUGGCACCAAGGAGCUGCAAGCUCACCUCACCUCAUCUCACCUCACCAUGCCGGCUGCGAGGUGGCCUGUGCGGUCCACGCUCAGGGAGUCACACUCCUAUGCUGCAUCCCAGCCCCUCCAGCAGCACAGUAUGUCCUGGGUGACUUUGAGGAUGCUGUUCAACCUCUCUAAGCUAAAGCUCCUCAACUGCAGCAUCAACAGAUCAGUGCCGACCUGGUAAGGCCGUCGAGAGCAUCAAAUGCUACUGUUCGGUAGGUGCCUGACACAUAGUAGGUCCACAAGCAAAUGAUUUUCCUAAUUACAUCAUUUCUAGCACAGAGCUGGAGGAAAUGGCGAGGUGCAGGUGGCCGCUGGGCCCUGCUGUUCUACCUGGGAGUAAGAUAGCUGCUAGGUGAAGGGGAAUGACCAGGCAGCCACAGGGAGGACAUGUGGCCUCAGGAAGCCUGAGAGUGUAUCCUGGUUCUGCCAGGAACAUGCGUGGGGCUUUGUGUGGGUGACUCUCUGGAUCCCCUUUCCUACUAUUGUAUCCUUAAAGUGCCUCUGAGGCCAAAGCCCUUGUGGCAAUUGUCAAAUGAGUCUGUAUGCAGUGAGUAUCGUGUUGAGGGAGGACAAGGUCACCAAGAGCUGAGAAUGUUUCUCCGAGUGAUGAGACCUAGGUGUUGGGUACAUGGAGAUCCCCGGUCCCUUUGUGAUGCCUGCAUCCUGUUGCCUCCUUGCCUGAACCCCGCCUCAGCUCAGAAAGCCAAUUUCCUAGAUUCCAAAGGCCUUCCCAGAUCAAUUAGCAUGUCCUGCAGCUGUCAGCUCCCUGUGCCUAGCCUGGACCUCAGCCCAUGUCUAGCACCCAGUCUCCCACCCCCACACAUAUUCACAAAUAAAUUGAAAUAACAAAUGACAUAAAUUCUUCA
Molecule: messenger RNA, 1173 nt
Organism: Chlorocebus sabaeus (green monkey)
Lineage: Eukaryota; Metazoa; Chordata; Mammalia; Primates; Cercopithecidae
Source: RefSeq, a predicted model, not a curated record